UUUUAGUAUUAAUAUCAGCUACAUCAACUUGAAUGUUGAACAUUGUAGAAGUAGUUCUCGGUGCAGUCACAAUGUUUUCCCCUGCUCUCCUGACGUUGCUCCUUGUGGGUGCCAUCACUGGCAUGCCCGUCCAAGAGGACAUUUCCGGCACCAUCACCAUCCAGAUCCGUUCUGAGGAAGCCCAAAUUCCGGAGGACAUUUCUGGAACCAUCUCAAUCAACUUUAGGGCUGACGAAGUGCAGAAAAGAGAGGAGGACAUCUCAGGUACCAUCACCAUCACCAUUAAGGCUCUGGACGGAUGGAGUACCACAUCAAUCCUUCCCGCUGUGUUCUCUAAGAGAGAUGGUCAGGACAUUUCUGGUACUAUCACCAUCGUUAUCAAAUCUCAAGAAGAACAGAAAAGAGAUAACAUGGAAGAUAUCUCCGGUACAAUCACCAUUACCAUCAAGUCACAGGAAGCAUGGACCGACUACAUUGGACCAGCCCUCCAAAUCGUACAAGCCGUUGCACCUUUAAUUGGCAAGAAAGAAAUUUCUCAAGAAGCGUGGACAGACUACAUUGCUCCAGCCCUUCAAUUUGCAACCACGUUUGCUCCACUACUUGGAAAAAAAGAUCUUACUCAAGAAGGCUGGACUGACUUCAUUGCACCAGCUAUCCAGAUUGCAACAACCGUUGCACCAUUACUGCUCGGCAAGAAAGAACUUACACAAGAAGCUUGGACUGACUACAAUGUACCUACUUUCCAGUUUGUAACAACACCCGUUCAGCCAUUAAUUAUCGGCAAGAAAGAACUAACGCAAGAAGCAUGGACUGAUUUCAUUGGACCAGCUCUUCAAAUCGUAACCGCAGUUGCACCUUUAAUUGGAAAGAAAGAGGUCUCACAAGAGUCAUGGACUGAUUUCAUUGGACCAGCUCUUCAAAUCGUAACCGCAGUUGCACCUUUAAUUGGAAAGAAAGAGGUCUCACAAGAGUCAUGGACUGAUUUCAUUGGACCAGCUCUUCAAAUCGUCACCGCAGUUGCACCUUUAAUUGGAAAGAAAGAGGUCUCACAAGAGUCGUGGACUGAUUUCAUAGGACCAGCUCUUCAAAUCGUCACCGCAGUUGCACCUUUAAUUGGAAAGAAAGAGGUCUCGCAAGAGUCAUGGACUGAUUUCAUUGGACCAGCUCUUCAAAUCGUCACCGCAGUUGCACCUUUAAUUGGAAAGAAAGAGGUCUCACAAGAGUCAUGGACUGAUUUCAUUGGACCAGCUCUUCAAAUCGUCACCGCAGUUGCACCUUUAAUUGGAAAGAAAGAGGUCUCACAAGAGUCAUGGACUGAUUUCAUUGGACCAGCUCUUCAAAUCGUCACCGCAGUUGCGCCUUUAAUUGGAAAGAAAGAGGUCUCACAAGAGUCGUGGACUGAUUUCAUUGGACCAGCUCUUCAAAUCGUUACCGCAGUUGCACCUUUAAUUGGAAAGAAAGAGGUCUCACAAGAGUCGUGGACUGAUUUCAUUGGACCAGCUCUUCAAAUCGUUACCGCAGUUGCACCUUUAAUUGGAAAGAAAGAGGUCUCACAAGAGUCAUGGACUGAUUUCAUUGGACCAGCUCUUCAAAUCGUAACCGCAGUUGCACCUUUAAUUGGAAAGAAAGAGGUCCUACAAGAGUCGUGGACUGAUUUCAUUGGACCAGCUCUUCAAAUCGUUACCGCAGUUGCACCUUUAAUUGGAAAGAAAGAGGUCUCACAAGAGUCAUGGACUGAUUUCAUUGGACCAGCUCUUCAAAUCGUCACCGCAGUUGCACCUUUAAUUGGAAAGAAAGAGGUCUCACAAGAGUCGUGGACUGAUUUCAUUGGACCAGCUCUUCAAAUCGUUACCGCAGUUGCACCUUUAAUUGGAAAGAAAGAGGUCUCACAAGAGUCAUGGACUGAUUUCAUUGGACCAGCUCUUCAAAUCGUAACCGCAGUUGCACCUUUAAUUGGAAAGAAAGAGGUCCUACAAGAGUCGUGGACUGAUUUCAUUGGACCAGCUCUUCAAAUCGUAACCGCAGUUGCACCUUUAAUUGGAAAGAAAGAGGUCCUACAAGAGUCGUGGACUGAUUUCAUUGGACCAGCUCUUCAAAUCGUUACCGCAGUUGCACCUUUAAUUGGAAAGAAAGAGGUCUCACAAGAGUCAUGGACUGAUUUCAUUGGACCAGCUCUUCAAAUCGUCACCGCAGUUGCACCUUUAAUUGGAAAGAAAGAGGUCCUACAAGAGUCGUGGACUGAUUUCAUUGGACCAGCUCUUCAAAUCGUUACCGCAGUUGCACCUUUAAUUGGAAAGAAAGAGGUCUCACAAGAGUCAUGGACUGAUUUCAUUGGACCAGCUCUUCAAAUCGUCACCGCUGUUGCACCUUUAAUUGGAAAGAAAGAGGUCUCACAAGAGUCAUGGACUGAUUUCAUUGGACCAGCUCUUCAAAUCGUCACCGCAGUUGCACCUUUAAUUGGAAAGAAAGAGGUCUCACAAGAGUCAUGGACUGAUUUCAUUGGACCAGCUCUUCAAAUCGUUACCGCAGUUGCACCUUUAAUUGGAAAGAAAGAGGUCUCACAAGAGUCAUGGACUGAUUUCAUUGGACCAGCUCUUCAAAUCGUCACCGCAGUUGCGCCUUUAAUUGGAAAGAAAGAGGUCCUACAAGAGUCGUGGACUGAUUUCAUUGGACCAGCUCUUCAAAUCGUUACCGCAGUUGCACCUUUAAUUGGAAAGAAAGAGGUCUCACAAGAGUCAUGGACUGAUUUCAUUGGACCAGCUCUUCAAAUCGUCACCGCUGUUGCACCUUUAAUUGGAAAGAAAGAGGUCUCACAAGAGUCAUGGACUGAUUUCAUUGGACCAGCUCUUCAAAUCGUCACCGCUGUUGCACCUUUAAUUGGAAAGAAAGAGGUCUCACAAGAGUCAUGGACUGAUUUCAUUGGACCAGCUCUUCAAAUCGUCACCGCAGUUGCACCUUUAAUUGGAAAGAAAGAGGUCUCACAAGAGGCAUGGACUGAUUUCAUUGGACCAGCUCUUCAAAUUGCUCAAAUUGUUACCCCACUUAUCACUGGCAAGAAAGAACUGACCGAGGAAGCUUGGACUGACUUCAUUGCACCAGCCCUCCAAAUUGCUGAAGUCGUUGCACCACUUAUCAUUAAUGGCAAGAGAGAACUUACCCAAGAAGUAUGGACUGACUACAUUGCACCAGCCCUCCAAAUUGCUCAAAUUGUUACCCCACUUAUCACUGGCAAGAAAGAACUGACCGAGGAAGCUUGGACUGACUACAUUGCACCAGCCCUCCAAAUUGCUGAAGUCGUUGCACCACUUAUUAUUAAUGGCAAGAGAGAACUUACCCAAGAAGUAUGGACUGACUACAUUGCACCAGCCCUCCAAAUUGCUCAAAUUGUGACCCCACUUAUCACUGGCAAGAAAGAACUGACCGAGGAAGCUUGGACUGACUACAUUGCACCUGCCCUCCAAAUUGCUCAAAUUGUUACCCCACUUAUCACUGGCAAGAAAGAACUGACUGAGGAAGCUUGGACUGACUACCUUCAACAAGUUCUCGUACAAGCUCCAUCAGUUUCGGCUUCGUAAAUUUAUUUUACACAUACAAAAAAUAUUUGUCGUUUUUAUAAAAUCUGAAAAUUACCAAUCUUUUUAUAUUGAUUUCAAAAUGUUAAAACCAUGUGAAAAAGUAAUAGUUACCAGUGUUAAGAAUUUUUGCUUAAUAAUUAUUUAAUAAAAGCGAUUACAAAUACU
Messenger RNA from Physella acuta, 3740 nucleotides. RefSeq lists its product as uncharacterized. Lineage: Eukaryota; Metazoa; Mollusca; Gastropoda; Physidae. The record is from RefSeq and is a predicted model, not a curated record.